Pyricularia oryzae 70-15 is the source of this 6168-nucleotide messenger RNA. Its product is annotated as UDP-N-acetylglucosaminyltransferase. The record is from RefSeq and is a predicted model, not a curated record. Lineage: Eukaryota; Fungi; Ascomycota; Sordariomycetes; Magnaporthales; Pyriculariaceae. Gene Ontology annotation, biological process: protein O-linked glycosylation. The transcript is spliced from 3 exons. Gene Ontology annotation, molecular function: glycosyltransferase activity; protein binding. The coding region runs from base 660 to 5285 and encodes 1541 amino acids.
AAUCGAUUCCCUUCCACUCGCCUGCCACCCGAGCGGUCCACUUCGAAAGGACUCAGUUUGUUGUCUAUUAACUACUACGUAAACCUCGUGGUCCCCGCUAAACAUAACCAUCGCCUGCUGUAGCCCCGCCGUUAUUGAUCUAUCUUUCUCGCGAUUCCUACCGACACCUGACCGAUACCGACCGGUCCCGAGGCAAAUUCAACUAAAUUACCAAGACAGUAUCGACAGACGACGUCUUGUAAUUGUUUACUCUCUCCCGGGUGGUGGAGCCUCUGGCGUCGCCGUGGCUGCCUGGUACUGUUCAGUCAGGUUCAGUUUCCAGUCCACAGGGCGCGAGGCAGUUUCGGUGAUUUCUUCAAGCCGUCGCCGACCAGCAGCAGCGGGGCAAAGAUACUUUGUUGCGCAAGCAGUUUUGACGACCUUUCCCUCUCUGUAUCUUUCGCUCGCUUUCGCUCUCUCUGGCUUGGGCGCCGACUCCGGUCCGCCGCCGCAAAGGCCCAGAUGUUCAACAGACAGUCUGCAUAAUUCGGCCAUGCUCUAACCAAGCAGAAGCGACAUUCUGGUCGGAAGCCGCCAAUUCCGCCGAAUACGACAUCGUGCUUUUUUUCUUGUCUAGCUGUUCCACCUUCAUUUGAAUCUCAAGAUACCCCCGAACAAUCAUGUUACCCCUAGUCCAGAUGCACCAAAUGGUGCCCACGCCGCCUCACCUCGAUCCUCAUAUCGACCACCUCGACCAGAUCUCGCCCUUAUCGAACAUUAGGCCCGGUUACAUGGCCCAGCGCUCAUACCAGCGUCAACAACCGCGGGCAUCUAAUCAGUAUCCGAAUGCCAACCGGGCCCCGACCACGUUUCCCAUACGCAGCUCGCAGGCUGCCCAGUCACCGUACCAUAGCCAGCCGACAGGUUUAUUUAAUCUAGACCACACCCAGCGCCAGGCGGAGCAUAGCCAACACCAGCUACGGAGGAAAACUCCGAGCGGCACGAUAGAUGCGGGUUACGAUGGGUCACCGGCCGGCACGUUCGGGCCACCACCGCUCAAACAGCUCAUAAUACCGGCUAACUCGAAAAUCUACCCUACGGCCUUCGUGCAGACCUGUUCACAGCCCGCCAGCAUCAACAAUAGACAGAUGGCGUUGUUGCCUGCCUCGAAUUGGCAUUAUCAACCACAAAACCAGCCAACCAACUUCGAUUCUCAGCCUGCGGGAUGGAAUUUGGGUCAGGCAAUACAGCCCGAUGGCUCCCAUUUGGCGGAGGGGAAUUCGGUGCCUUACUACCCUCAGCAUUUAUACGGCUGCGAUCCAAGGUUACAAAAUGUUUUUAGGCCAGCAUACCAGCAGAAAAUGGGCAGCACCGCUUUCAACCCUGCUGGGUUCACUCCCCCGCCCGUGUGGAGGGACACGGGAGUCUCGGACUAUAGUCGCCAAGUCCCCUUGUCCAACUUAGGCUAUAUUCCCCAGAAUGCAGUUGUCGAUGCCGCCUACAUGCCCAGCCAGCAAUCGAUGCACCACCCGCUUAUGGGUAACUUUUUCGGCCAGGGCUCGUCAAUGCGAGGGUCGUUACUGUCCGGAUUUGAUCCGGACCCUAGCAUGGCGCAGCAGCUUCAAAAUACUCUGCCGUCUCCUCAGGGUGUCUUGGACCAGCUUUCGCCCAACGGUGGGCAUCUCGGCCUGCAAGGCGACGUGUCUACCCCCGCACAGUUCAAGGACAAAGCUCUCAGUCUCGCUCACAAAACCUACGCAACACUGAUUGACCAUCUGAACAAGACGAAGCAGGCCCACUAUGGCAAAUCCAUGUCCGGUCUUAAAGGGUCCUCCAAGAUGGUUGUGUUUCCCACUGUGCCGAAGCAACUUGUGUCAUCUCUCAACUCGCGACAAAUAUCAGCUGCACAUACGAACAGCAGUGUAUACGUUAGCUCGAACCAACCUAAUUUUUCAUACGCUGGCAAGUUUUAUCAUGCUGCGGGUAUCGGCCCCUUGGACCUACCGUCUCCUGUCAAUGGCGCUAGGCAUUCCCUCGAGAUGCUCACCAAUCUAUGUGAGCAAAGUGGGUGGAAGUGGAUAGAUGGUAUGCUCCUUGGUGGCUGUUUGCAUUAUGGUCUCGAACAUUAUGAGGAGGCUCUGGACUGGUUCCAAAGGAUUGUGAAUUUGGAGGCUCGUCAUGUGGAAGCCAUUUCAAAUAUUGCAGCUACCCUUUACUGCCUCAACAGGCAUGAUGAGGCAGAAAAGCAUUGGCUUGAUGCUGUCAACAUUCGCCCUGCGUACCUUGAAGCAGUAGAACACCUUGUCGGACUACUAUGCUCAAGUCAACGCAGCAGACAGGCUGUGGAUAUCAUCGGCAACGUGCAGCAAAGGUUGCGUAUGCCACAGCCUGGAUCUUCUAAUUGUAACGAUGAAUCUACGAGGUCUUUCCCAUCUCCCGCCAGCGCAAGUCAACCAGGCUUUGGAUCAAGUGGCUACAUGAUUCCCGGCCACGAUAACGGACGCAUGCUUCUAUUAGUACACGCCAAAGGGAAUAUGCUUUACGCCCUGAAGGAUAUUGAAAAGGCAUCGGAGGCGUUUGAGGAGGUAGUCAUGAUCGCCAUCGGGAGGAAAGCGCCAGGAAUCCAAAACCUGAUACGCGAAAUCCAGGCUGCAUUGUCACCACGGGUGGCCUUCAACGCUGUUCGAGCCACUGGCCAGAAGCCAAGCCCUAUGCUCCUGCCUCCGGAAAAGGCAAAGCGCACAGCCGACAUUUUGUUUGCAGGUACCCGCGGCCAGCUUCCUGGCUUGCGCUAUAUCGGCGAAGGAAAGCAUCGGACAUCGACAAUAACUACAACCAGCAACUCGUUACUAUCACUGGCUAAGAUUUUCCAGGACUCCAUGUCGAGUGGUGGGCUGCCGCUUGGGCAGGGAGGGCAGCCUUCAGGGGUUGGCGAUAUCUUGGCUCUCUACUAUCUGUCACUUUCGCUGCAAGAAAGCCCAUCAACGGCCAACAACGUAGGUAUACUGCUUGCGAGUGUUCAGCAAUCGUCAACGCAGGCAGAGCCACUCUCGGCCGAGUCUGCUGCGCUCGUGCAACAUAUUCCCGGCAUUGUCCGCGGCAGCGGACUCGAGUUGGCGCUGCUUUACUACCAAUACGGUCUGACGAUAGAUCCGAACCACGUGCACCUGCACACGAAUCUCGGUAGCCUGCUCAAGGACAUUGGACAGUUAGACAUGGCGAUUGGAAUGUAUGAGCGCGCAGUUAACUGCGACGGGAACUUUGACAUUGCUCUCACAAACCUGGCGAAUGCUGUCAAAGAUCGUGGCCGUAUACAUGACGCCGUCAUGUACUAUAGGCGCGCUGUGGACGCAAACCCGAACUUCGCCGAAGCCGUGUGCGGACUAUCGACUGCACUGAAUUCUGUUUGCAAUUGGAAAGGCAGGGGAGGCGUCUAUUUGUAUGGCGGCAAGUUUGAUCGCUGGCAUGUGGAUGAGGAUGGCAUGCUCAGAGACGUGCGACAGAAUCCGCAGGGCAGCGGCUUGAUGAAGCGUGUCACAGAAAUCGUCAAGCGCCAGCUCAACGAGUCCUCAACCUGGGGCCACGGGACUUUGCAGGAAGCUGUCAUCAAGAUACUUAAGGUCCAGCUCGACAAGCUGGUGGAGGGGGAAUUUGAUCUGGAGGCCGAGCUGCGCAAAUGGAAUGGGAUGGUGUGGGAGGGCUCCCGGAUACUUCGGCUGAUCGAACGGUCAACGAGGGUCUCGAUGAGGAAAUGGUACAUUGAUAAAUAUGUCCAGGGCAGAGAGUCGCCUGAGGGAUAUGCUCGGGCACGCCUACCUGGCAGCCUUUCAGUGCCAACGGCGCCAACAGUACUGCCGUUCCACACUUUCACGUGUCCUUUGACGGCUCCGGAUAUUCGGAUGAUCUCACAGCGCAAUGCACAUCGCAUCUCUGCCUCAACACUACGCUCGCAUUGGCUGCCCAGCACCGUCUACGAGCCUCCACCACCACCCCAGCCAUAUCUCAAUGUUGGAUAUCUUUCCUCGGACUUCAACAACCAUCCACUGGCGCACCUGAUGCAGUCUGUGUUCGGCCUUCACGACCAGUCACGCGUCAAAGCCCAUUGCUAUGCCACCACAGCCAGCGACAAGUCAAUACACCGACAGCAGAUCGAACGAGAGGCGCCAGUUUUUCGAGACGUGAGCAACUGGUCAUCUGAACGUCUUGUCGACCAGAUUGCGCGGGACAAUAUCCACAUCUUGGUCAACCUGAACGGCUACACUCGCGGGGCACGUAACGAGAUAUUCGCUGCCCGUCCCGCCCCGAUUCAGAUGUCAUUCAUGGGCUUUGCCGGAACCCUGGGAGCAGAGUGGUGUGAUUAUCUACUGGCAGAUACAACAGCCGUCCCACCCUCGACACUUCGGCCCUACAGGCGUAAUGUCGAUGUACAGGAUAUAUUCCGCGAUGAAUGUGACGAAGACAAGGGCGAGUGGAUAUACUCGGAGAACAUCAUUUACUGUCGGGAUACUUUCUUCUGCUGUGACCAUGCGCAAUCGUCUGAUGCAGACGACGACAGGAAGUUGACUUGGGAAGAUGAGCAGGCAAGGCGCUGGAAAAUGCGCAAGGAAAUAUUCCCUAACUUGCCUGACGACGCCAUCAUCCUGGGCAACUUCAAUCAACUGUACAAGAUUGACCCGACUACCUUCAGAACCUGGCUUAGGAUUUUGUCUCAGGUUCCCAAGGCCGUCCUGUGGCUUCUUCGCUUCCCCGAACUCGGCGAGUGCAAUUUGCGGAAUACCGCCAGGGCGUGGGCGGGUGAGAAGGUAGCAAGCCGCAUCAUUUUUACAGAUGUCGCACCUAAGCAGCAACACAUCUCGCGUGCUCGUGUCUGCGAUUUGUUCCUUGAUACCCCUGAAUGCAAUGCGCACACGACAGCAGCGGACAUCCUCUGGUCUAGCACGCCUCUCCUCACCUUGCCUCGAUACGAGUACAAAAUGUGCUCGCGCAUGGCAGCUUCGAUUCUCAAGGGCGCUCUCCCAAAAUCAGAGGAGGGCGCUCGCGCCGCAACAGAGCUUAUAGCAUCCGACGAAAAGGACUAUGAGGAGUCAGCAGUGAGGCUUGCCAACGGACUGACGUAUCGGCCCAAUGUCGAGAGUGGGUACGGCGAAGGGUCUGGCCGCCUCGCCGAGCUGAGAAAGCUUCUUUGGGACAGCAAGUUUGGCUGUGCGUUGUUUGAUACCAAGCGUUGGGUGAGGGAUCUAGAAGAUGCCUACGACGAGGCAUGGAGGCGGUGGGUGGCAGGCGAAGGCGGUGACAUUUACCUAUGAGAUGAAUUUCUGAAGUUGUAGAUGGCUAUCUGCCGAGGCUGCAAAGUCUAUCGAAUCUCGGUUUGGGGGCUCUUAUUGUGAGAAUUUGAUGAUUGGACAUUUCAUCCUCAUCGUUUUUUUUUUUUUUGUUUUUUUUUUAUUGUUGGUGGUUAUUUGGCUUGCUGUUUUCAUCCGUCGUUCUUCAUUCUUCAUACCCUUUCCAGUAGCGAUUUCUCGUUGCCGUUUUAUCUUGUUUCUUUUUGUUCUGUUCGUUGACUGAUGACUAUAUACGCAACUCGAGCGGCAUAACGAUGGGAGUUCUGGAGCACAAUCUGAGUCGUUGGCUCCCUGCCUUGCAGGUUUGGGGGCACGGUGGGCUGUGAAAACAUUUGGGUAUUUUGUAACGUUUGGGCAGUUCAUCUCUCAUGUUUGGUGUCAUCACAUACCUGCUACAGCAAGUUAAUCUCCUUCACGGGACAUUGUGAAAUGAAAGAUUUGGGCGUUUAUGUUGUUUCUGAAUCAUUACUACUCAACCUUUUCGGCGUCGGUGAGGUUAUGGUUUUAACCACCAGGAUAGAGGACUUAUCAUUCGCAAGAAGGAGUCUCUUUCUUUACUCUUUCAAAAUAUAUUUCACCAUGGUUCGCGUCAUAUCAUAUAUAACUGCGGACGCAGCCUGGUUCUGAUCUCUCUCUGUGUAAGGUUCGUUGAAGACAUUACAUUCUCCACUCGAUAUUCUUGUCCUCUACACUCACACCUCUACUCUUCCAGGUCCAAGUUUACUAGUUCUAGAAGGACUUGAGGUAGACACGCCAUGAUCAUCCAUCUAGUGGCUUUUCCACUUCCGUUUUUUUCUCCAUUCUCUAAUCCCAUCUUACUAUUCUGCAAUCCAAGUGUCCCUUUCAG